Messenger RNA from Hipposideros armiger (great roundleaf bat), 2629 nucleotides. RefSeq names its product tudor domain containing 5 (gene TDRD5). The transcript is spliced from 11 exons. Gene Ontology annotation, biological process: germ cell development. NCBI's taxonomy places the organism in Eukaryota, Metazoa, Chordata, Mammalia, Chiroptera, Hipposideridae. The record is from RefSeq and is a predicted model, not a curated record. Bases 420 to 2429 code for a protein of 669 amino acids.
CGAGCGGCUUCACCUGGAGCCACGGGGCGAAGGCCAUUUUGCGUUUGCUUCAUUCCCAGCCCUGGUUCCCGGAGUCCGUUCUGAGUAGAUAGGUUAGUAAGACCCCAAAUAAACCCGAGUUAACGCUUCGGAACUUGGACUGCUCACACAAAGAGCCGGCGCCAGUGAUUUCUUGAGACAACAACGUUAAGUUCAUCAACCCAGCUCGAGAUGUCGAGUGAGCAUUGCGGGGAGGCUUUGCGACACCCAAGAUUCAGAGGCUCCUCGUGAGAUUGCGCCUGCCUCACCACCUUGACAAACUCCCAUCUCAGUUGUUUAUAUCCCACUGUUGGUGGCUUUGAACUUGCCUUUUUUCAUCUUGGGGGGGUGCCUGCUUUUCCCCAUGAGCAGCGUUUCUGUCUUAAAUCCUGUAGGGUGCAAUGUCUGAACAAGAGCGCGUACAGGAAUGCCUGAGGAAAGAAAUAAGGUCGCUUCUCAUUUCCGCCAAAGAUGGUUUGACCCCACAGCAGUUGGAAAAGGAGUACCUUUUGAUGGUUGGCAACCAUUUACCACUCCGAAUCCUUGGGUAUCGUUCCACUAUGGAGCUGGUGUUGGACAUGCCUGAUGUUGUCAGUGUCUGCCCCUGUGAGAAUGGCACUGUAAUACUAAAAGCCAUUCCAGAUGAAUACACCAAAGGAAUAGCAAAUUUAGUCGCAAGACAGAGGAGCAGCCAUAAAGUUCAAACCUCCAUGCAGAAAGGAAGGGCCAUUGUUUGCUCUGGGCCAAGCUCUUUUCGGCGAGCACCUUACCGAGGAAGGGUGCCCCCCAUUCUUCCAGCUGUUGUGAAGAGUGAGUUGAAGGACCUCUUGGCAUUGUCUCCUGUUCUCCUUUCUGAUUUUGAAAAAGCAUUUGCCAGGCGAUUUGGACGAUCAUUCCAGUACAUGCAGUAUGGGUUCCUGUCUAUAUUUGAAGUGCUGAAUGCUGCCUCAGAUGUCAUUUCUGUAGAGCAGACCAGAGCAGGUUCUUUGUUGACGCUAAAGAAGAGCGUAUCAGAGGAAAAGCAGAGAGGAUGGCCAGCAGGUAAAUUUUUUACCCAGCAUUUUAGAAUGAAACAAGAAGGAUCAUAUUCCCCAGGCUUUCCAGUAGCAAAGGCACGCUUUUCACAACCCACUUCAAACAUGGAACCGCCAAAGCAAAUAUUAAACAUGGAAAAGACUUCUAAGUUAAAUGUAUUGGAGACUUCAAGGCUGAAUCACACUGAAAAAUUAAACCAGUUGGAGAACACCUUCAAAUCAGUUAUUGCAAAAAUUGGACCUGGAGGGACUAUCAAUCCAGAGCUAAAACAUAAGAUAAAAUUUGUUGUGUCCAAGUUUCCAGAGGGUUUACUUAUUUCUAAACUGCUUGGAGAGUUUGAGGUGAGUGUUUUCUUUUUCACCAACCAUGCUUCUCACCAUAACUAUUUUAAUGAAGACCGAGAGAUAAGUCCACAAUUAAAACAAGAUAUUAAUGAUGAAAAGACUUUCAUUCACCGUAAAUCUGAGUUAAAGAAGCCAUCAAAGGAUUCUGAAUUCAGCUCUUUGAAAACCCAAGAUAAGAGCUGUAAAGAAGAUCCAAAGUGGUUCACCCCAAAGCUAAAGGAUCUGAAGAAAGAAAAUGAGGGUGAGAUCCCCACUGGAAUGCCAUGCCUGGAGUCAGUGACCAUAGGCGGUGAUGUUUGGGAUGAGAACUGGUUACCUUUGCAAGCUAAAAUGGCGAGAGGAGGUGAUGCUGCCUCCCAUGUAUCGACCUCCAGCCCUGGGGGAAGGAAGCCAUACCUGUCGUGUAAAGGAAUGCCAGAGGAGGAUUGGUGUUUUUCUACACCCAAAGAUAUGUGGGAUGGUUCAUGGCAGCCUUCAGCCCUUGUAGAAGUAGAAAGAAUGAAAGUAGAAGUUAAAAAACCAGAAGGACUGGGUGCUCAGGAAGAAAAUCCUGGGACAACCAGGAUUCAAGAGCAGCCAAACUUAAAGUCUCCUUCAGAUUCUUCUCCAUUGCCCAAACUGGAAGAGUUCAGCAUCUCUCUCAUUCAGUCACAGCAGUCAGCAGACCGGAGCCAGUUUGAGCCUAAAAACGUUCACACUCAGCUAACGCAAGUUCAGUUCUCCGCAGCAGGACUCAAUUCAACUCCUACAGUGGUUGAUGCCCUAGAAAAACACUCCGGUUCCGUGGAAAGCUCUCCAAAGAGCCUAAAGAAUGAAGAUUUUUCUAGUAGCCAUGCUAUUACAGUGUUCAAAGAUAAGAGUCAUGGAGCCGUGGACCAGCUCUCUUUGAUUUUGUCUCCUGAGCACCAGAUUUCUCAGACAUUCUACAUUCCUCGAAGUACAGCCACUGCUGCCUUAGGAGCUGCUGCCCGGUUAGCCACAUCCAGGAGCUUCCUACACUGGUACCCCAGUGUGAAAAGGACGGAAGCCUGAGGGAGGAAGGGAGGAACAAAUAAACCCAUGCUUAGGGCAUGGCGAUUUCCCAGGCCAACACAAGGGGGAGGUACUGAGACACAGUAGGACUGGGGCAGCUGAAACCUUUGUCUUUCUGUGUGACGUGUGUUACCUUUAUUGUGCUAACAGUCCACUUUGUUGUAGAAGGAUUAGCAUUUAUUGUUAAUUUUUUAUUUUUA